This is a messenger RNA of Moesziomyces antarcticus, 1359 nucleotides long. Its product is annotated as 2,5-diketo-D-gluconic acid reductase A. The record is from RefSeq and is a predicted model, not a curated record. Gene Ontology annotation, molecular function: oxidoreductase activity. The transcript has 6 exons. The coding region runs from base 1 to 1359 and encodes 452 amino acids. NCBI's taxonomy places the organism in Eukaryota, Fungi, Basidiomycota, Ustilaginomycetes, Ustilaginales, Ustilaginaceae.
AUGCAUGCGUUCGAAGGUGCAAGGGGCCUCGUUCGCAUCAGCUCUCGAAUCGACGCAAUGCGCAUGCGCCAUCAUCAGCUGCACGCCCGCUGGGAUCUGCGUCCUGCUGCUGCUGCCGCUGUCGCUGCUGCAGCCGUCGUCGUUGCAACCAGCGUGCCCAGCCACGCCGGCAGGCGCGCCCAGAUCGCAGCGCAUGCGCACUUGCCUCACCUAGCGCCCAACCUUGAGCCAGAUUCGCGCCGGUCUUUGCCUUGCACUGUGCCCGUGCCCGUGCUGCCUGCUCGCUGCUCCACGUCGUCCCCCGCACCACCGCCGUUCCUUCUUACCCAUCCAUCGCUCUUCCUCCCCUCUCUUCCUUUCGUAUCCAACACCAACUUACUUUUGCCCAUCAUGUCCAAGGUUACUGCCAGCGGCAUCAUCGCCGGAAACAUCUCCACCCAGCGCGUCAAGCUCAACAACGGCGUCGAGAUCCCCCAGGUCGCCCUGGGUGUCUACAAGGCCCCCAACGAUGGCUCCACCGAGAACGCCUGCAAGUGGGCCUUUGACGCCGGCUACCGCCACAUCGACUCGGCUGCCCGCUACAUGAACGAGGAGUCCGUCGGCCGCGCCCUCGCCGAGUGGACCCAGGCCAACAACGUGCCCCGCUCCGAGAUCUUCAUCACCUCGAAGCUCUGGGACGCUGACCACGACAAGGCCGCCGCCGCCGUCGAGGACUCGCUCAAGAAGCUCCAGGUCGAGUACAUGGACAUGUACCUCAUGCACUCGCCCGGUACCAUGGGCCCCGAGAAGCGUCUCGAGGCCUGGAAGGCCCUCGAGGAGGCCGUCGACGCCGGCAAGAUCAAGACCAUCGGCGUCUCCAACUUUGACGUCGAGGACCUCGACCACCUGCUCGCCAACUGCCGCAUCAAGCCCGCCGUCAACCAGAUCGAGUCGCACCCCUUCUUCGCCCACGAGGAGCUCCGCGAGGCUUGCAUCGAGCGCGGCAUCCACAUCCAGGCCUACUCGCCCAUGGCUCAGGGCCAGGCGCUCGACCGCCCCGAGAUCAAGGCCAUCGCCACCAAGCACGGCAAGACCCCCGCACAGAUUCUGCUCAAGUGGGGUCUGGCGCAUGGAAACAUCAUCCUUCCCAAGAGUCUUACGAAGCACCGCAUCGAGUCGAACGCUCAGCUUUUCGACUUCCAGCUCGACAACGACGACAUGGAUGCUCUCGAUGGAUUGGAUGAAGGUCUGAAGGUCGGAAAGCUCGGCCCCCCCGGCACUUCGCAGCCCGCUUCGCCUGGAGGCACCCGCCCUGGCUCUCGCCGCUCUUCCGGCUCCGGUGGCCUGUCUGGCAACAAGCUCCAGAUGUCGUCGUCGUGA